Onychostoma macrolepis is the source of this 2889-nucleotide messenger RNA. RefSeq names its product solute carrier family 25 member 36a (gene slc25a36a). Gene Ontology annotation, biological process: pyrimidine nucleotide import into mitochondrion. Gene Ontology annotation, cellular component: mitochondrion. Bases 387 to 1322 code for a protein of 311 amino acids. Gene Ontology annotation, molecular function: pyrimidine nucleotide transmembrane transporter activity. Lineage: Eukaryota; Metazoa; Chordata; Actinopteri; Cypriniformes; Cyprinidae. The transcript is spliced from 7 exons. The record is from RefSeq and is a predicted model, not a curated record.
CAGCUCUUCAGCAGCGUCUGAAUCACAGACACCACCGAGUCUACGCGGAUUUAGUGCCACAAAAACGCGUCCCCUGCAACCACAACCGCGAUAUCUGAUAGCCAUCUGUAUCGGUUAAAAGAAAAGAUUGUGAUAAAUUAAAAACGGUCCGGUUAGAUUUAAAAAGGAGGCGUCUGCGCACAUCGGCAGCCGUUAGCGGACUGAGCUAGCCGCAUCGCGCGACGCAUAUCGCCCGCGAGACUUCGGGCUGAAUAACUGUGCGCUUUAUUAUCCUCAUCCACAUCAAUUAAACUGAACGGUGCAUCAGAAUCGCAGCGGGUUCGGCGGAGCUGUCCGGCUCUUGCUCGCACUGCAGGCCUGGGUGUGGGUGCGGAGAAUGCUAAAGGAUGAGUCAGAGGGACACCCUGGUUCAUCUGUUUGCUGGAGGCUGUGGUGGCACUGUAGGUGCAAUACUGACAUGUCCUUUGGAGGUGGUGAAGACGAGGCUACAGUCUUCUUCGGUGACUCUUUACAUCUCUGAGGUUCAGCUCAGCACUGUGAAUGGGGCCAGUGUGGCCCGCGUGUCCCCACCGGGGCCUCUGCACUGUCUCAAGUUAAUACUGGAGAAAGAAGGUCCUCGCUCACUCUUUAGGGGGCUAGGGCCCAACUUGGUGGGAGUGGCUCCAUCCAGAGCAAUUUAUUUUGCUGCCUACUCCACAGCCAAAGAGAAGCUGAACAAUGUAUUCGAUCCUGACUCCACACAGGUGCACAUGCUGUCCGCUGGUUCAGCAGGGUUCACUGCCAUCACAGCAACCAACCCGAUCUGGCUUAUAAAGACUCGAUUGCAGCUCGAUGCCAGGAACCGAGGAGAACGGCGCAUGAGUGCAUUUGAAUGUGUCCGGCGGGUCUAUCAGUCAGAUGGGUUACGGGGAUUCUACAGGGGCAUGUCUGCUUCUUAUGCUGGCAUAUCAGAGACUGUCAUCCACUUUGUCAUCUAUGAAAACAUUAAACGCAAACUCAUUGAGUCCAAGGCCAACGCUAACAUGGAUGACGAAGAUGAAUCUGUAAAAGAUGCUUCGGACUUUGUCGGAAUGAUGCUGGCUGCUGCCACAUCCAAGACUUGUGCCACCUCAAUUGCUUAUCCUCACGAGGUUAUUCGUACCAGACUACGUGAGGAGGGCAGCAAGUAUCGUUCGUUCUUCCAAACUCUAAAUAUGGUGGUCCGGGAGGAGGGUUACAGAGCAUUGUACCGAGGCCUCACUACUCACCUGGUCCGACAGAUCCCUAACACUGCUAUAAUGAUGUGCACCUAUGAGCUGGUGGUCUACCUGCUCAAUGGCUAACAGAUGGAGAGAGACCAGGAAAGAGAGGGAGAGAGACGAACAGGGUGAGAAAGCAAAAGCUAGACGGAGACCGAGAGAGAGAUUGUCCCAGGCUUAGACCAAAGGAAGUAGAACAAAUCCUAGAAACGCAUUGCCAACCCAGACCCCCAAAGUGGGGCUAUAGUCUCCAAGUCCGACUGGAGAGCGUUUCAAAAAAGUACGAGCGAUGGUGAACAGAUACGCUAAAGCUGUCUGUCCAUGUGUUUCAAAAUGUUUUACGAAAAGUCCAUUUUGAAAGGACAAUCAAAGAGGAGAAUGCUUGAAGAAAAAACAAAAGCCUGAAUUGGCUAGGAAAAAAAAAGCUCUUUCAAGAAUAAUUUUAUCUGAGCCAUUGUUUUAAUAAAAGAAAAACAAACCUGUCAAGAUCUGAAAUGACUGAAGGUCUUUGAAGGAGAAAAAAAAAAAAGGAAGCACAAGAAAAUGUUUUUCAGAUGUGGCACAAUAGCACUACUGUAAAUGUUUUUCUUAGUUCACCAUUUCAAAAAGAUGACGUUUUGCCUUUCCAGAAUUUGUUCAUUCAAGCAUUCUCCUCUUGAGGUCACCUUCCACUCUUUCCAAACUGGCAGAUGGUUGUCCGCGCACAAAUGUCCAUUUGCUGUUGUUAAAUUGAUGGUCACAUGAUCCGUGGCCCCUCAUGUGCUUCAAACUGAAGUGUUUCUUCGUUAGGUUCAUGUUAAGUUUAACCAUACUUAUUUUGUGUGUGUUUUUUUUCGAUGAUCAUACCGUUGUCCUAAUAUCAGUAUAGUAUAUACUUUGGGGUGGUAUUUUUGAAUUGGGAGAUGUUGUCCUGCUUGCGUCACUGGGCCUAUUUUAACUGAGAUGGAGCGUUCUCCAGUUUAUCGCCACCGUUCACUGCUGCAAAGCCUCUACUUGAAUCCCAGGUGUCGGCAAGAGCCAGAGAUGAAUUUACUGAUGGCUAAAUGGUAGUGACUAAAGCUAACCCUGAGCAUGUUGCCUACAAACAACAUGCCAUGUCGUGACGACAUUAUACGUCGUAAGGCAAUAGUCAUUUUUCCACUUUUGAGUGGGAAUACAAGCCGCAGAAUUGUUUCCCACCCUACGGAUUCCUCUAACAGUGGCUUCUGACUGACCGUUUAUGCACUUUGUGGCCUGUCUAGGCUUGCGCAAAUCUUUUUUUCUUUUCCUGUUUGGAACAAUUUUGAUCUUGUAUUGUAAAGCAUAGUAUUACUAUGUUAACAAGACAGUGUUUUGCUGAACAGUUCCCUUUGAAGUUAUUGUACAGUUCAGUGUACUAAACUUUUAGUGAAGGAUAUUCUUGUAUGUGUAUAUACUGUAUGUAUGCAUAUCAAAUAUCCAGUGUUCAUAACUUAAGUCCACUGAUUAUGCAGUAGUAUUAUUUGAAUGACUGCAUUUGUUUGAUAGAUUUAUCACAGAAGGAUGAUGUGAAACUCAUUUGGUUGAAUGUUAUCUUUUUUUUGUUUUUAUAUCAUUUUGUUUAUCACUCCUCAUUCUGGCCCUGGACUCAUUGCUUGAAAAGGAGUCACAAUUUUUUUUUUUUUUCUCCUUU